GACAGCAGAAACACACAGUGAGUCCAAGGCUGCAAAUGAACCUUGAACACCACACCGUCACAACCACCAUUUCCUCCACCUAAUGACUUUUAUUGGGGCAAUGCAGACAGUCUGCUGUCUCUACCUCUUUGUCUCACUCAGUCUGUGUGUGAGUGGGGCUGUGCGUGAGUGUGUAUUUGUGCGUGACGUAAAAAGAAGGAGAUGAAAGGGGAGAUUGUGUUUCUAGUUGGAACUAAAGGCAUUCAACCUAAUGACCUACAAUAAACUCCACCGCAAGCCUGCCAAGCCUUUUUUUCCACCAGCACAGGCACAUUUGAAACAGAUUUAUUUAUAGAUUUUUAUUAUUAUUGCUAGGCAUUGUGCUGUUUUAUUUACAUUUUUAAUCCUAAUAAUAGAAGUAGAAACAAUAACACUGGCAUAUUGGAGUGCAAACCAUAUUAAUAGUAGGAGUAGUUGAAGAGGCAGUAUUAGGGGUAAUAGGUAUCAGCAGCAGUAUCAGUAAUAGUCGUAGUAGUUAAAGGAGUCGUAGCAGAUAUUGUAUGGUGUAGCAGCAGCACUAUUGUUAGAAGGAAAAGAAAGUGACAAUUACAGUGGUAGCUAUAUUACAGUAUUGGUGGUAGCUGUAUUAAGAUGUGUAGCAGUAGUAACAUUAGUGCCAGCAGCAGCAAUUAGAAGCAAUAACAGCAGUUGCAAUGAUAGAUGUAUCAGUCAUAGAAAUAACAGGGAAAAGGCAACACUUUGCUUUAAGUGUUUAUUAAUGUAUUUGUCAACAACCGUGAGUCCUCUUGUGGGCACUUAUAUUGUAUAAUGAAUAACAAUAUAGUAAAAACACAGUUGUUUCAAUAUAAAAUAUAUCUUCAUAGGAGUUCUAAUUGUUGACAAAUAUUACACAUUAAUAAACACUUAAAAUGUCUGCUUACAACUUAAUUUUAUUGUGUGUUAUAAAUCAUUAUUUCAAUUAUUUAUUUUUAAAUACCACUUAUGCACACUAAUGUGUGCUAAGAACAGCAAUAGCAAAGUAGUCAUGACAGCAACAGCAAUGGAAAGAGUAAAUUGUAGUAAUAGUACUUACUUACUCAUCUCUAAAACAGCUGAUGUCAGUUUAUGGCAGUGCAGUGUGGGCAAUGUUGGCAGCAUCUGUCCAUUACUUUUUACAGUUUGUUGAAUAAAUGUAAGUCAGCCUGCAUGAGUACUACACAGCAAACACCCCAGAUUCUGUAACAGGAGGUUGAGCUUGACCUCCCACCUUCACUACCAGAGACACUGCCUCCUAGAGGAACUUACUGCAAUUACAUCCAUCUGGCCUAAAUCCUCCUGGGUCCAGUUAAAUUAAAUAGUAAGUGCUGAUUCAUGUGUUUCUUCCUUUUAUUAAUGAGACCAGCUGAAAGAGUUUAUACUAACUUGAUUAUGUGCUUAAUAAGAAAAAUACAUUUAGGUGCCCUGUUUGGUGAAAAAGACCAGAGCUCUUCAAGGUUGACAGGCUAAAUAUAAACUUAUUUAUUAAACAGUUGGAUAUUCUAAAGCAGUUUUUGUUCCAGAGGCAGGUGGUUCCAGGUAGUCUCUAAGAAAUAUUUGUGUUUAAAUGAUUGUUUUUCUCAGUUUUUACCUUUUGGAAUCAACUCACUAACAGUGUCUCUGGAGUUAUAUUUAAUUAAAAAAAAAAACUCUCAAAUAAGAUGCCUCCCUCUCUAAUGCAGAUGUUUGUGCCUUGUUGCAUGACAAGUUUGGGAAUCCCGCCUGUUUUCAUUCACCCAGACAGCAGAUGGCGCUAAGAGUGCACAUGAAACAGCGAUCAAGGUCUAUGUUAGAAAAUGUGCAAAAGAAUCACAGUUCGUUUUUGUCUUUAAACCACGCCUCCAUUGGCUUGUCACCCUUCUUCUCCAGCCAAUGGAAUUUCACUUUCACACACAAACAUGGGCACAAGAACGAUGUAUGGAGAAAGUCUUUAAAUAAUUGGCAUGGGGGCAAUUGCAAAGUAUUCAGUAUCUUAGAGUGACCUAACUAAAUAAUACCAUAUACAGCUGGUACGUUAGACCCACUGAAAGAUAGAUCCAUGUGUCUCCAAAAAGUAAAUUAUGAGCUAAGAAAAAAGGGCCCUGUUUUCGCCUUUGUGACCAUGCACUUUUCACAUAAUCCAAUGAGAAUUUAAAUUGUUUAAUAUUUCUAAAAAAAUUAAACUCAAGAGUAAGAGUUCCUAAACUGGAGAUACGUGGUUUCCACUAGACAGAGACGGGUCUCAACAGCAAAACAUCCAAACGCAAUAAAAAAUAAAAAUAAUUUACUUGUAGCCUAAAAUCAGAAUCCGAAUCAGUGUGUAAUCUAAUCUAUGUGCAAUCGCACAAGCAGGCAUGAUUAAUUUAUUUAUUAAUUUGUCAGUUUAUUAAUACGUGAGUAAGUAAGAAAGUUAAUAAGUCAAUAAAUAAACAACAAAAGACAGCUUUAAAAAAAAAAACAGAUAAGUGAACUAGUCCACUGAUACAGAUCCAGCUGGAGACAACUGACAUGUUGGGUUGUGGUAUGCGCCAAAGAAAGCUCACAUAGCGCCAACAUGAACUUUUUUCAAGAAAUACACAAUGUUUUCACUAAAAGCUGAAGAUCAAGAAAAUCACUUAUCCAGACAAAGAAAAGCCAAAACCCAUCUCCCCUCUUUUAAUCUCAGCCCCGAUACACUUUGAGACCACACACACACACACACACACACACACACACACACACACACACACACACACACACACACACACACACACACACACACACACACACACACACACACACACAUACUUCAAACAAGCUUGUAAACGGCUCUCUGCUACUUUUUAUUCAGCCUGUAAAAAUGUUUCAAGUAUUUUUUUAAACCUACAGUGUGUGCUGCAUUCAGGCCCAUCUGGCAGCGGGGUCGUGGGCCUACUAUCACAUUUCUGAGCACAAAAGAAUGAUUUGAUUUAUUUCCUAUACUGGGUAAAUACAGUCCAACCAUGUGAUCCACAGUGUAACCAAUGGGCAGCCGAGAAGAAGGUAAGGGCAGGAAAAAAAAAUUACUACCAUUUUAGGGGAGGAUGUAAGCCACUAUACCAGCCCAUCUAACGUUUUACAGUCGCACUUAAGUGUCUUUUUAUUGAAAUAAUAAAAUAAACAUGUCGCUAACGAAUUAUUAUUCCAUGAUGGGGCUCCAGACCGAGGAGCCGUACGGUGCACAUUUCAUCCCGGGAGGCUUGCAGGGUUCGACGGCCGGCUGCGCAAAGACAGCCCGGGGAGCGGAGGAGGAGGAGGGGACCCCCGGCUCACACAUUCCGGAUUUUUCACAUUUUUCCAACAAACAAACGAGCUUAAACGGCUUUUCUCCUUGGACAAACACCUCUACUUCCUCUUCAUCAUCUUCUCCGCAGCUGCAGUCCACCCCCGGCGCCUCCAUCCCCGGCCUUUUUCAUCCACAUCACCUCCUAAGCCACCACCACCACCACCACCACCCAUACUACGGCCCGCAGGCGCAGACCCACGCCGAACACCUCGCAUCCGCGGCCGCUUCCGAGAGCAGAUUCGUCCGCUGCUGGGAGGGUGCGACCCCCACCUCGGAGACCUCUCUGUCACAUGCGUCGGCCAGUUUUCCCGGGUGUCUCCCCGCUCAGGGUGACCUCUCCAAUCCGAGCCCGAGGUAUGAGGCGGUUAAACCCGAGAAUUCACCGCCGCCACAGGACAGCCCCGCGGAUUCCAGCUUCGCCAGCCCGACUGAGGUGGUCCUAGAGCGGCUUGGGACCGUGGAGGAGCUGGGGAGAAAGCCGGAGCCCAAAAAAGAGGACGAGGAGAGGAAAACACAGCCACAGCUUGACCCGGAAAAUCCAUCAGCUAGCUGGAUCCAUGCCAAGUCCACCCGGAAGAAAAGGUGUCCGUACACCAAAUAUCAAACCCUGGAACUGGAGAAGGAGUUUCUCUACAACAUGUACCUGACCAGGGACCGGCGCCUGGAGGUGGCAGGACUCUUAAAUUUGACAGAGAGACAGGUCAAAAUCUGGUUCCAGAACAGACGGAUGAAGAUGAAGAAGCUGAUGACCCGGGAUAGGAGGAGUAUGAAUGAAUGAUGGAUUUGGGGUUGCUUUUUCCAGGGUAGGCGUGGAGGAGGUGAGGUUAUAGCUCAUAAAAAAAACGCAGUGCUCCAUAGAUACCCAACAUCUUUAAGCUCAUGAUCAGCUGUUACUAAGCAACGGAUUAUGGAGCUAACAUGGCUGCCUUGGAAAAAAAACUGCAGCGGUGAAGCUCUGCAUGGGAGACCAGGACGUGUUGUAACACUUUUUAGAAAAUAUAUUCAAUUCCUUUUGGCCUUUUUCAUGUAAGAUCUUCUGAACUCUGGUGUAGAAUUCAGCCAUCUGCAUGUUACAAAAUGAGGACAGUCAACCUGUAGUUGUAAAUAAUGCUCAGAAUACAAUGUCAACAUUUACAGGGAGAUCCAUAAAUUGAAUGAAAAAACAUACUUGAUAUCAAAGACUUUACUCAUUUUCAAACACAUCUGUUUUUGAUAAGGUUGUAUAUCUCUCAUGUCCAAAACUGAAACUACUUGACACAUACUUGACUUCACAUAAAUUGAGUGUGCUUUCCGCCAAGAUGUGAAUUGUGUUUUAUGAUUUAAUGCUAAAACUGUUGUCCUCAUAAAAACUGCUUUCAGUGUGCCAGAUGAGACUACACUACAAGGCGACUAUCAAAGAUAAAUCCCAUGAGUGUUCUUAUGUCGGAGCACGUGUUUGUUGGGGCCUGAAAAACAGUCGCAUAGUGUUUAUUUGAAAUUAAAAUAAAACACUCAUGGAAAAUAAGUUUAAAUAAUACAGGAGCCUUGCACUCAUAAUUAAAUAAUUGCCUAUAAGAGACAAGAGAGUGAAACAAAGUGCAGUGGUAACUGAUGUAAACAGGAAUAUAAGCAAUUUAUGUAGUUUAAUGAUCCAUUUGUUUGCUUGAACUUAAAGGGGAAAUCUGUUAAUGUUCUUGGUUUAAAAUACUCCAGUCCAGUUCACACAAGAUAGUAUAUGUGAAACUGCUGUUUACACAUGUAAAAUAUAUGAAAACCACAAGUACUUAUAUGUUAAAAUCAACACAUGUGCCUAAAUGUGAAUUUUUAACAUGGUUUUUCCAAAUAGGAUACAUUCACAUGUGCUCUUUUACAAGGGGAAGUCUGUUCAAACCAACAAGUUAGCCUCCUUUUAAACUUAAAUAUCCAACAUCAUUUAAAUGAACCACUUCAGCAAAUACCUUUUUGAAUAUGUAUAUUUUCUUUCUGCCAGAUGGCUGCAUAUGCACACAACAACAUGGUGAGAUGUUGCAAGAGAGACUCCGGAUGCUCUGCCAUAUUUUGCUGCAGAAAUUUACAAAUUCCAGUGUUAUGGAGUACUCAUGUGUUUCCCAAAGAGCGCAGAUCGUAACAUAUCAUUGCAACAUGCUGACAUAUGCAUAUUCACAACCUUAUAGAUUAUUACACAGCUUGCAAUUGUAACCUCAGUGGGGAAGAUUAGCAUUUGUUUCGGAACAGAAAAGUAUUGUUUGCCUAACUUAAACUACAGAAUGAACAAAAAUAAACAAAUAAGCAAAUUAUUAAAUGAAUGCAAUAAAUACAGUAACAUCAAAACACUUUUGAGUGAUUCACAAUGUAUUUUAAAUGCUGUCUCAGAGGUCCAUACACAGAUAAUCAUGUGGUUUUUAUCUUGCUCCUGACUGGAGCAAUUCUCCAUGUUACAACCAACCUCAGUCUCCCCGAAAAUAAUAAGCAGAAGGGACUUUUAAACAUUUUGUUCCUCAAAACAGAAUAAGCUUCCUUGUUUUGUUUUUUUUAUAAACUGUGCAUGUAGCCCAAUGGGCAUAUUUGUUGUUACUGUUGUUGUUGCUGUUGUUGUCAUUGUUGCUAUGUAUAUCUGUUGUUACAUCUGUUGUUACUGUGGGUCUAAUAUGCAGAUAUGGUCAUGCCUAUAAUCCUUUACACACACACACACACACACACACACACACACACACACACACACCAGUCAUGGCUAAGCUAUGGUGUGACAGCAGUCAGAUGGUUAUUUUGUAUCACUGUUACCUCUUGUAAGAAUAAACAAGACGUUUUACAAGGACUACAUACAGAAACAACGCACAACUCAUAUUAGAAUGUAAUAACAUCACCUCAACCAUUAUAGGAUUAUUAUAGGGAUAUCAAAGGUAUUUUAGUGGGGUUUUUUUUUCAAUUGUUUUUCAUGAGGAUGAGACGGACUCAACACAUUCUCUCUGGGAGAAGAGGAAACACAACAGGCUAUGUUAGCCUACAGCGGCAGGCCUGUGCUGUGAUUGAACUGGAUGUGAUGAAAUGAGGCCUUCAUCUGCUCAUUUAAGCGAACAUGUGCUGCUUUUUAUUGAAAUAAAAGCUGGAUUACAUCAUUGUUAA
Molecule: messenger RNA, 6400 nt
Organism: Dicentrarchus labrax (European seabass)
Lineage: Eukaryota; Metazoa; Chordata; Actinopteri; Moronidae
Product: homeobox protein Hox-D9b-like
Exons: 2
Coding region: 3135-4076 (313 amino acids)
Biological process (GO): regulation of transcription by RNA polymerase II; embryonic skeletal system morphogenesis; anterior/posterior pattern specification
Cellular component (GO): nucleus
Molecular function (GO): RNA polymerase II cis-regulatory region sequence-specific DNA binding; DNA-binding transcription factor activity, RNA polymerase II-specific
Source: RefSeq, a predicted model, not a curated record